GUGCAAAGUACUGACAAAUCGUCGGACAACAUUUAUUCCGGUAAUCGAGGAGCUACAACUACUAGGAGGUAUUCAGUCACUCAGAGCAUAUCUCGGCGCCAACUUUCGACAAACACAACUAGAGUCGUCACUUCAGAAUCAAUCAAAAUUGGCGCUAUUGAAUACACAUUACCAUUGAAGCAUGGAGCCACCAUCCUAUCAGUUCGUGAAGGUAGAGCUAUUAGCAGCCGGCCACGUCGCGAUCAUAAAACUCAACCGUCCAAACUCCGGAAAUUCCUGCCAUCCAACACUGGUAUCAGAAUGGUCAUCUGCGCUUGAAUGGAUCGAGCAGCAACCAGACAUUCGCGUCGUCAUCCAAACAGGCGAGGGAAAAUUCUACUGUACAGGCAUGGAGCUCGUAGACUCUGGACCAGUGCCAGCUUUGCCGUUCGCACGCGGUUCCGUCUUCGACUCCCUCUGCAGGACGCUCAUCUGUACCGAGAAGAUCCUGAUUGCAGCGGUGAAUGGUCCGGCAGCGGGAUUUGGCGUGAGCAGUCUCGGGCUAUUCGAUCUUGUUUACUCGGUUCCGGAUGCAUAUUUCUUCACGCCUUUCGUCAAGUGGGGGAUGACGACCGAGGGCGCAUCGAGCUACUCUUUCACAAAGCUCAUGGGCCACCAGAAAGCUGCUCUUCUUUUCCUUGCGGGCGAUCGCGUUUCGGCGGAGGAGGCUGAGCGAUUAGGUCUUGUCAGCAAGAUACUGCCUGGAGCUGGUUUCUUGGAUCAUGUUCAGGCGAUUGCAAGAAGGAUUUCACAAUCUCCACCAGGGGCGUUAAGGGCUACGAAAAGGUUGAUGAAACACCAGCAUCGUGAGGAGCUUUUGGCUGCGCAUGAGCGUGAAUGCGAUGUUAUGCAGAAUGAAAGAUACGGGUCGGAGGAAUCGCGACAAGCCCUGAAGCAGUUCCAGAUAGAGAAAGAACAGAAGCGAAAGCUGAAAAGUAAUUUGUAGGCAUCGAAGUAUACAUGAUAGCUAGAAUGAUAUUGAAACGUUUCUUUUA
Aaosphaeria arxii CBS 175.79 is the source of this 1034-nucleotide messenger RNA. Its product is annotated as ClpP/crotonase. The transcript has a single exon. The record is from RefSeq and is a predicted model, not a curated record. Bases 182 to 985 code for a protein of 267 amino acids. Lineage: Eukaryota; Fungi; Ascomycota; Dothideomycetes; Pleosporales.